UGGUAAGAAUUAAGGAAUGUCACGGUUAAUUAACAGAAUUAAACCCAAGAGGCAAAGACCACGCCGUUAGAUAGGUUGAUUCACAAACGGCACCACCGGAGAUUAUAUCACCGACCGUCAUUAUCGAAGCUACCAGUAAGAAAAAGUAGGCGGUCUUGACAUGCCGGAUUCUGGAAGUAAUAAGGCCAAAGGGCGGAACCUCCCUUCAUGGAUGAGCUCAAGGGACGCUGAUAACGAGCCUGACCGCAAUAAACCGGCUGGUGACAAAGAUAAACGGAAUUCCAGCCAAACAACAACGUCCCCUGAAUCAAGUAUUGGUGCUAAAAGAUCUUCCAAACCACUGGAAGGGGUUGUAUUUGCACUCUCAGGGUUUGUUAACCCUGAGCGCAGCACAUUACGCUCUCAAGCAUUGGAAAUGGGAGCUGAGUAUCAAGCUGAUUGGAAUGCCAAUUGCACACUGCUAGUUUGUGCGUUUCAAAAUACCCCAAAAUUUCGACAAGUUGAGGCUGAUAAUGGAACUAUAGUAUCGAAGGGUUGGAUAACUGAGUGUUAUAGCCAAAAACAGCUAGUUGGCAUUGAACCUUACCUUUUAAAUGUCGGCAAACCGUGGAAGCAUCAAAGUAGCUCUACAGGACCAAGCCAAGAUCCAAAACCAAACAACUCUUAUAAGCAAGUGGAUAAGGCUGCAGGUUCAAAAUCGAGAGCUUCUUCCUCAAGCAAGCCGACAACGCAUAAGCUUGCUAAAAAAGAAUUUUCAACUCCUGAAGUGAAGAAAUGGGCGAUUGAUGACAUGAAGAGCACCAUAUCAUGGUUGAACAGUCAAGAUGAAAAGCCAGAUCCAGGCGAGAUAAAGAAGAUAGCAGCCGAAGGAAUCCUGACGUGUUUGCAGGAUGCCAUAGAUUCUCUCAAGGAGGGGAAGGGCAUGGAGAAAAUAAUCGAGGAGUGGAGUUUUGUUCCACGAGUCGUUGAUGAGCUCAACAAGCUUGACAGAGAUGCAGAUGGUCCGGCUACCACAUCUAAAAAAGAUAUUUAUCACCAAGCUAUCGUCUGUAAACGUAUUUACGAAUUUGAGCUUGGCAAUUUUGAAGAUGAUAUAACGGAUAAGAAUAAAAGACAGAAGAUUGAUGAAAGAGGUGUAGAAACAAAAGAUUACGACAGUGAUGAUACAAUUGAGAUGACAGAAGAUGAAGUUAGGGAAGCAUUUGAUAAUGUUGAAUCUAGCAUUGUAAAUGAUAAUCAAUUAGCUCAUAGAUGAUAGAUCCAAGUUUAAUUUUCUACUGCUAUUUUCAUCGUUUUAUGAGGAGUAACUUUGUAUCACCCUUGAAUUUGAAUAAAAAAGAAGGUUGGUUUUGAGUUU
Molecule: messenger RNA, 1357 nt
Organism: Erigeron canadensis
Lineage: Eukaryota; Viridiplantae; Streptophyta; Magnoliopsida; Asterales; Asteraceae
Product: DNA-repair protein XRCC1
Exons: 8
Coding region: 161-1255 (364 amino acids)
Biological process (GO): base-excision repair; double-strand break repair via nonhomologous end joining; single strand break repair
Molecular function (GO): damaged DNA binding
Source: RefSeq, a predicted model, not a curated record